Messenger RNA from Benincasa hispida (wax gourd), 1431 nucleotides. RefSeq names its product zinc ion binding protein. The record is from RefSeq and is a predicted model, not a curated record. NCBI's taxonomy places the organism in Eukaryota, Viridiplantae, Streptophyta, Magnoliopsida, Cucurbitales, Cucurbitaceae.
CUAUGCUUUGAUUCGUACCGCGAAAAAACUCAUCUGGAGUCGGAAAAAAUGGAGUGCGCCGGCAAGGGACGAGGAACUCGUUGCACCGGUCCGGCCACGCGACGCUGUGGUCGCUGCGGAGUUGUUGCUUACUGUUCAGUCGAUCACCAGGUUAAACAUUGGGAUGAUCAUAAAGAUGAAUGCAAAAGGUUUGAACUACAAAUGGAGAGAAUAGAUGCCCUGAAUGAGUUCCCUUUCACAUUUUCCGAGGAGGCUACUGUUCAGUUGUGUCAAAAACAGGAGAGUAGAUGCUCAUUCUUGAGCAAAAGGGCCAUCCACAAAAUUGGAAUGUGGUUUUACGAAUGUCCUUGUGGGGAAGCUGCUGCGUCUUAUAAUUUCUCAAGAUUAAAUGAUGGUUGGGUUCUACCUAGAGUCCUUUGUCCAUGUAGUGAACCCCUUUCACCAAUAACAAAACGCUUACACAGUUGGAAGGACUAUUAUGAUUGGAGAUGCAUCCCCCUUCACUCUCCUGCUGCUUUGAUUCUUCAUUGGCCACUUACAAUAAGUUAUGCUGUGCAAGUUGCUGGUUUGGAGCCCUUGACUCCAGAAUUUGGCGACACAUUAUGCAUACAUUAUCUAGGGCCUGAGAAGGAGCUUCCACAGCUCUCCGUUUUUGCUGAGCUGCUUGCACUUUUCCCUGGGGUGGCAUUACAAAUAGAGCUUGUUGGGCCUAGAAUUCCAGAAGAAAUGAAUGGUGAGACCAUUGACCUUUGCAGUUUUGCUAAGUGUCUUCAGAUGGAUUGUGUUUGCAAAUCUUCUAGCAAAGCUGUUGACAGGGAUGUAUAUUCUAAUAAAUAUCGACAGUUGUCAUUGAAGCUUCGAAGAGGGCUUUACCAUGAUUGUUACAAAGACAUUAUCAAAGAUUGUUAUCCUCACUUGAUCAUUGCUCCAAAUGCUGGGAUUGCUGCGUAUUCCAGUUGGCUACCUACCAUUGAGCUCAUUAAGGAAAUAAAAGUCCCAGCAAUCUUUUCUGAUUUCUGUGAAGAAGCUUGCCAUCUUGGAGCUUCUUGUUUGAGCAGUGCGACAGGCCGUCCCAUUACUUUCCCGAUUCAAUUAAACCCAUUUCGGCAACCAAUAGCUAUGGAAGACACUGCUCUGUUUCUUCCUUGCUAUUCAAAUUGCUUCCUCUAUGGAUUCUAAAUCUACCAAAAGCGCCAGUUUCACUUCACUAUCUCGUUUCAACUCAGGUCUGUGCUUUUUGCGGUAGGGGAUUGAUUAGGUGAAUCAAGUGGUUGCUUGUUUAUUAAGAGGAUAUUUUAAGUUUGCUUUCCUUGUCACUAUAUCUCAAGAUUUUGCCGCCUUAGGCAUAUGAUUGACAAUUUUCUGGAUUAUAUAUUUAUGUUUUUUAGUUCAGGAGUAGUUGGUCAAUGAGUAUGCCCCUAGAGUUGUGUA